GUGCCCACCACCAUCGCCCAGUUCCUUGACAACUACUCGAAAGGCGACAGCUCCCUCCUGGACGCGCCGUGCCCAAAAUGCUUGAAGCCGUACGGCUUUUUGGCGCCGCCCGACUGCUACCGCGAGAGACUGCGCAACCCGGCCGUGGAACAGUACUCCCGGCUCGAGCAUUGGCAGAACAGGGCCAUUUUCCAGCGGGUCACGGCGCAGGUGCGCGAGGCCGUCGGCGCGUUUGGCGUCAGCGUGCUGUUGGUCCACAAAAAGACCGUCUACGUCAAGUACGAGACCAAGUUGGAGUUCAAAGAGCUCCCGCGGGUGGUGCUGCUUGACGCGCACGCCAUCCUCUCCAAGGGCGGGAUAGUGUUCCGCGACACGGCCAAGGACUGGCGCACGAGCCAGAACCCCCUAGUCACAGGCCCCCCAGGCAUCCGCUUCUACGCAGGCGUCAGCUUGGUCACGGGCGCCGGCGUGGCGAUCGGCGCCCUUGCCAUUUUCGACACGUUGCCCAACGCGGCGUUUUCGUCCGCCAAGCUCAAGCUGCUCGGCAAAGUCGCGGCCCUGUUGAUGGCGCUCUUGGACACGCCGCCCGAGAACAUCGUGGUGUGCGACGAGAAGUUCUUGUCCGAAAACCCCAACGCCGGCGACCUCGAGUUGGCCGAGUUGUCGUCCAGAUUGGGCAGGGCCACGUGCAGCGGCGGCCACAUGACCAUUUUCGAGCGGGACGGCUCCGGCAGCUGCUACUCGCACAGCCACAUCUUCAAGUUGCCCCACUACGAGGAGCACAAGCAGAUCAGCGACAGCAUGAUGCCGGAAGGCCAGAAGCUCGAGAUCCGCCAGGCGUUGCGCCGCGUCAAGACGCUCAAAAGCGCGUGCAGGCUCAUUGUCAAGUCCAUCGCCAGCGUCCACAAGUUCGACUACGUGGUGGUCACGGAGAUCCGCUUCAUGGAGAAGCACAGGGUGGCCCGCGCGAGCCUCCCCGACAGCACGGCGCCGCUGGGCCCGGCCAUUCCGCAGAGAUUGCAGAAACAGAUGCUUGCCAGCUCCAAGGUCAACGCGGGCAGGUGCAAAGUGCGUGUGUUGGCUUCUACCAUCCCGGAGCACGACGCGUCCAUGCUGGACCACGCGGUGUGGCUGGAGUCGUUCAGCGGCGAGACCGCGUGCGAAAUCAUCGGCGCCGACGGCUCGUCCGUGUACCGUUCCGGGUUCGUCAUGCCGUUCUACGUGUCCAAGCCCAGCUUCAUCAAGAAGGACCGCAGGGCGUCCGGCGACGACCACGUGGAUGUGUACUUGCGUCUGGGCGGAUACCUGAUUGGCGCGUUCAGCAAGUCCAGCAACCGCACGGCCAUCACCCCCAGCUUGGUGUCGAAGGUGUACGACCACGUAAAGAUCGCACGCGUGUUGUACUUG
Molecule: messenger RNA, 1407 nt
Organism: Metschnikowia bicuspidata var. bicuspidata NRRL YB-4993
Lineage: Eukaryota; Fungi; Ascomycota; Pichiomycetes; Serinales; Metschnikowiaceae
Exons: 2
Molecular function (GO): protein binding
Source: RefSeq, a predicted model, not a curated record